Cooperia oncophora is the source of this 738-nucleotide messenger RNA. Lineage: Eukaryota; Metazoa; Nematoda; Chromadorea; Rhabditida; Trichostrongylidae. The record is from the annotation of a GenBank genome assembly.
AUGGCCCUUACAAGGACCUUUGGAACAAAUGGAAAAAGGUGGAUCUACAAACAACAAACGUGGCCGAAUCCUUCCACAAGUGAGUACUUGUCACCUUCAAGCUGUUGCAAGUUGUAUAACACCUUUUUUUCUAGCCGUUUGAAUGUUACGUUUGGUAGAGACCACCCCGACCUCAAGACGCUUAUUGAAAAAUUGAAGUAUAUAGAUUCUGAGGUGAAGUGCUCACUCCGGUUUUUUCGAGAGAAUUCCGAAGAACACAAGCACCUGCGAAAGCGCGACCGUGAAAGGAUAGAAAUUAUUGAAAAAAGCAUGAGCAGAUUUGACGAACUUUAUCGUCUUCGAGGAGUUACGAGAAGCGACAUCAAAAACUACUGCAGAUACAUGUCAAGAUACGUGUCUGGGAAGAAAAAUCUGAUACUCAUAUACCUCACAAAUAAGUUGCUGAUAGAAGGUAUUCACAAAUCCGUCGUUAAACAAAAACAUCCCAUCUGUCAUAAUCUGCCUGAUCCAGAUAAUCAUAAUAAAAUGAUUCAGUGUUCAAAAUGUCGCAGUGAUAAAGUUAUAAAAAUGUCAGUUAUAAAUGGAGUGACAAUAAACAUUCAUUUGUCGUUUGAUGAACAAAACAGAUGGAGAACCUACCACUUUGGGAGCAUUCACGAUUUACUGCAUGCUACUGUGAAACAGAAGAUAUCACAACUCCGAGAUGACUGUGAUAUCACCCAUUUCCCAAUAGCUUGA